AUAACCAUAGAGUGACGCGCAACGUGAGUCACAGUGGUGCACCAGUGUCUGUGCCGUUCUUUUCUCCUACGUUUUUCUCUCUUCGAAGCAAGUAUCAAUCAGAAAGAUGUCUUCGCGCAAAACGGCCGGACGUCGUGCAACCACGAAGAAGCGGGCGCAACGCGCGACGUCAAACGUCUUCGCGAUGUUCGAUCAAGCGCAAAUCGCUGAAUUUAAAGAAGCUUUCAACAUGAUCGAUCAGAAUCACGAUGGUUUCAUUGAUAAGGAAGACCUUCACGACAUGCUCGCCUCGUUAGGCAAAAACCCGACCGACGAAUAUUUAGAAGCGAUGAUGAACGAAGCUCCAGGACCAAUCAAUUUCACCAUGUUUCUAACAUUGUUUGGUGAAAGACUUCAAGGCACGGAUCCGGAGGAUGUUAUUAAAAACGCCUUCGGGUGCUUCGACGAAGAGAAUACUGGGCAUAUAAACGAGGAACGUCUUCGGGAAUUGCUUACAACAAUGGGGGACAGAUUUACGGACGAUGACGUGGACGAAAUGUAUCGCGAAGCGCCCAUCAAAGGUUCGAUGUUCGAUUACAUAGAAUUCACGCGAAUUUUAAAGCACGGUGCUAAAGACAAGGACGAACAGUGAAAUAUCUGAAGUUAUUCGUUUUCUAUAUUUGUGUGAUGAUCCAGCGUGUAACACGCUUUUAUAUGGUUGCAAUUGUAAAGUUUCAUAUAUUACUUGUAUUUUGUACUUCCUCUGUCAAUGAGAAUAACUGAGAAUCGAGGAAUUAUAUUAUUUUUCCAACAAUUUUAGGUGAUUCUAAAUGUAAAAGCCUUCAAACCUUGUAAACACUCAUUUGAAAGUGAAAAUGUAAAAAAACGAGCACAUGACUUACGUCCUGGUAUAAUUUACAAUUGUAUAAUUGAUGAAAGAAACUGAAUAUGUAAUAUAAUAAUAUAUUAUGUACUACAUUAUCGUGUAGUUGUUAAAAA
Ceratina calcarata is the source of this 978-nucleotide messenger RNA. RefSeq names its product myosin regulatory light chain sqh (gene sqh). The transcript is spliced from 4 exons. NCBI's taxonomy places the organism in Eukaryota, Metazoa, Arthropoda, Insecta, Hymenoptera, Apidae. The coding region runs from base 107 to 631 and encodes 174 amino acids. Gene Ontology annotation, molecular function: calcium ion binding. The record is from RefSeq and is a predicted model, not a curated record.